AUGUCUACAGAGGCCAGCCCGAAAGGCAAGGGCGGCAGAGCCCCUGCAAACGCCGGUAACGAUGCAGACUCCAUCAUGCCACUCCUCUUCGCUACCAUCGGCAACCCGGCUAUCAGCUUCAAGAAGAUGGCAGCCAUGGACGAGCUUGGUCGCACUGAAUCCUCUCUCGAGCAUAAGUUCCGCAAAUGGAGGCAGAAGGGGCGCGAGAUUGCCGCUGAAAAUCCCGAAAACGCUGGGACUCUAGGUACUGCCAACGCAGGAGGCGCUACUACCAAGAAGCCGCGUGCUCCAGUCAAGAAGGGUGCCAAUGGCAAAGAUGAAGGGCCUGUCAAGCAAGCUGGUGUUGAAGAUGAGGAAGAUGAUAUCGACGAGGAAGCUGGAGCGAUCAAGCAAGAAUCCGACGAGAUGAGCGGCAUUGACGGCGAAAUGCUACCCCCUCCUACCAAAGGGAAAGCCACUGCGACCAAGGGCACCAAGAAGCGUGCUGCCUCGGAGAAAUCUGCAGAUGCCGAGCACGAACGCACGGAGGCCCCUGUCAAGAAAGCCAAGGUGGUGAAGAAAGGAACGGCCAAGGUGGUGAAGAAAUCCAACGCUAAAUUGUAUUCCAGCAGCGAAGACGAGGAGGCGGUAAGCGAGGACGAGGAGAAAGUGCCGACGACCAAGCCAAAAGGAAAGGGCAAAAGCAACGUCGCUGCAGCGCAUGGUAAAGGAAAGGCGGCAGCGAAACCUACUGGGCCUGCGAAGGCGAAGAAAGGGAAGGCUGAUAUGGCUGCCGAGGCAGGGCAGAUCCCCAUCCACGAGGACGAAGACGCGGACGUUGAUGUGGAUUCUGAAGAUGGUCACCAUGAUGGAAUGAUUGACAUGCCGUUUGACGAGGCUGCUUAA
This is a messenger RNA of Letharia columbiana, 885 nucleotides long. RefSeq lists its product as uncharacterized. The transcript has 3 exons. Bases 1 to 885 code for a protein of 294 amino acids. Lineage: Eukaryota; Fungi; Ascomycota; Lecanoromycetes; Lecanorales; Parmeliaceae. The record is from RefSeq and is a predicted model, not a curated record.